Messenger RNA from Ictalurus punctatus (channel catfish), 4607 nucleotides. Its product is annotated as pre-miRNA 5'-monophosphate methyltransferase. The transcript is spliced from 3 exons. NCBI's taxonomy places the organism in Eukaryota, Metazoa, Chordata, Actinopteri, Siluriformes, Ictaluridae. The coding region runs from base 179 to 973 and encodes 264 amino acids. Gene Ontology annotation, molecular function: RNA methyltransferase activity; O-methyltransferase activity. Gene Ontology annotation, cellular component: cytoplasm. The record is from RefSeq and is a predicted model, not a curated record. Gene Ontology annotation, biological process: miRNA metabolic process; negative regulation of pre-miRNA processing.
AUUUUAUGAACGUUCAAUGUCAGCCAGUUACGCCUGCAUCACUUCCUGGUUGCACUACGGAUGGACGGAAAGGACAAAAAUCCCCAAGGCGUUUUAUAUAUUCGUGUUUUUCAGUAGCAGGAACGUUUCACGCCAUAGCCAAGCAACACCGAGGGAAUUAUUUUGAAGACGGACAAAAAUGGAGGCGCUGAGCAGUAAACACACAUGUUCCGAAACAGCCGAGGAGAAAGAGGAUCCUGGAGCAGCUCCAUACGGAAACUUUAUAAAUUACUACACAUUUAAUCCGCCAGAGAAUCGUCUGAGUUUGAUCCCGAUCACGCUGCUGGAGGAUGUGGGACAUCAGCCGGACACAGAGGCGGUGCUGCUGCUCGAUGUGGGCUGCAACUCCGGGGACUUAUCUAUUGCACUGUACAAGCAUUUUCUUCAAGAUCAGCCACCUGGAAGUGAUUCUUCCAAAAGGAUUCACCUACUUGGAUUUGACCUGGACCAGGACUUAAUCGUACGGGCUCAAAACUCUAACCCAUUCCCCCAAAACGUUCAGUUCAUUCCCCUUGAUAUCACCGGUGAGGAGAGCCGCACCGAACUCGCUUCCUAUCUGGAGAAGUUUGGACGCAGUCGCUUUCACCUGUGUUCCUGUUUUGCCGUGACGAUGUGGGUUCACCUGAACCACGGAGAUGCUGCCUUGUUAGCUUUCCUCUCGCGGCUCGCUUCUGUCUGCGAGUGCUUGUUACUGGAGGCCCAGCCGUGGAAAUGUUACCGCUCGGCUGCACGGCGCUUACGAAAACUCGGACGCAGCGACUUCGAACACUUUAAGACUCUGGAGAUCCGUGGCGAUAUGGCAGCUCACGCUAAAGAGCAUUUAGAAAAGCAGUGUGGAAUGGAGCUGGUUCGGAGUUUCGGUAGUACAUCGUGGGACCGGAGCCUUUUGUUAUUCAAGAGACGAUCAUGCAGCGACCAGGAAAGAAAGCAAUAGGGGUUGAUUUGAUUAGCCUAUAACCUAUUAUAUUAUGUCAUAUCAUAACCUACUAUUGUUUCAAGACAACAUUUUUUUAAAGAGUCAUUGUAGAGUACUUUUAAAUGAAACGUUACAAAGUAAAGGAAUUGCACUUACUCUGUUGUGGACGGUCUCACAUGAACAAUUCCCAAAACCUGUUUAUACCUUCACCCUUGCUCCAGUGGGCAAUCUCACCUCACUAAUACUAUAGGCUUGUAAUCAUAAAUACUGUCCUGUGCUCAUCCCAUGACUCUUAUGCACAAUCUGUUCAUCCUGAACAUCCUCAAAAUACACUUACUACUGUUUGACAUUAUAGUAUACAGUAUAGUAAUCCUACUAUCCGGUGUCACCCAGAAGAGCCUGCGCUCCCUUUUGAGUCUUAAGGUUUUUUCCUAAUAUCUACUCAGGGAGUUUUUCCUUGCCACUGUAACCUCUGUCUUUAAAUCCUGAGGGAUUUAAAUCUACAUCAGGGUUUCUGUACAGCUGUUGUGAACAUGUCUACGCUAAUAAAAGUGCUUUACAAAUAAAACUGAAUUGAAUUACCUCUUGACACAUUGAACUUUAGUGAAGUCUGGUAACUCGGUGGUUCUCACCUCCAAGGAUCUGUGAAGCAUCCAAACAUCAACCUCAACUCUGAGGUUAUAAAUAAAUAUAUACAGUGUCAUUUCAGUAAUGGCUAAACAGUUGAGGUCAUAAGUUUACAUACACCCUCAGUUAUCCUCACUGUGAAAAGAUGGCUCUGAACAUCCUAUAGUCACUUUUGGAAAGAGAUCAAAGAUGCUGGAAAAGCAAAGAAUGUCCAACAGGGGGCAGUUUAACUGCUCGGGACAAACAAGGGACUCAUGAACAACUAUCACAAAUCAUAAAAACAGUCGUUGAUCAUCCAGGUAACGACACACAGUAUUAAUAAUCAAGCGUGUGUAAACUUUUGAACUGGUUCAUUUGUGUAAAUUCAGUUAUUAUUGUGUCUUGUGUAUUAGAUGUAAACAUCUGUUAUGUGAAAUAGCAUAUUCAGGGCAGGACUAAAUAAACAAAACAAAAUGCAUUUUUUUAAUGAUCCCUCUUUUUUUUUUUUUUUUAAUGAUUAAUAUUUAGCUGAUUCUGCAAAGCGUAUGUGAACUUAUGACCUCACGUGUCAAUAAUGUGAUGUUGGACCUAAUUAUAAUUCAAAUGAUUAUAAUAUAAUGCUAAAAAUGUGUUCAGUGAGUGGGGAAAAAUGAUCUAUGGCUCCAUUACAUUUAAUUAAUGAGGCUAAUGGUGAAAUAUUUGCAUUAUGUUUGUAAAGUAAUUGUGAAGCAUGUGGUGUGUGGAAUUUAUUUUACAGUUAAUCUAUCUGUUCUCCACAAGGUGGCGCUCUUUGUCAAGUAGCCUUUGUGUGUUUUUGUUAAAAAAAAAAAGAGUAAAUUAUCGCUUCUGUGCCUUUUGCCUAAGAUCAAAUGUGAAAAUGAGGAAACUUGCCAUGAACCUGCACCAGCAGGAAUUGAGAGAGGCAAAUACAGAGAGUAAAAAGCUGCAUAAAGUGUCUUGGUAAGGUUGAGGACCACAAUGAGCUGUCAGAACAGCUUCAGAUCACAUUAGUACGGAUUCUACAUGUCUCUGGAACUGUGCUGCAUGAACACUAAAUUUAAUGACGGUGGUAGAGAGUGCUGUCUACCAUGUCACUCCAAAAUCUCCCAUAAGUGCUCAGUUAGGUUGAGAUCCGGUGACUGUGAAGGCUGUAGCAUAUAUUUCAUAUCAUCUUCAUCCUCAUCAAACCAUUCAGUGAGCUCUAGUGCCCUUCAGAGGUGGGUGGAGUCAGCCUGGAAGAUGCCACGCCCAUCAGGAUCGAAAUGUUUCAUCAUGAGAUAAAGCUGAUCGGUCAGAAGAACUUUGUACUGAUUUGCUGUAAGUGGACAAGCGAAGGCAGGUUCUGUCUGCAGAAUAACACACAGCCUUACAGAGACGGGUGGACGCUAAAAGGUUGUAAAUAUGGACUCAGAAUUAUUUGUUAGUUAAUUAAUAGUGUGGUAAAAAGGAAUUAAUUGGUUUCCUGUGUAAUAUUGCUGGAAAGGCUAGAAUGUGUAUGAUGAGUGGAAGAUGCAGACUCAAACAUCAACAGUGACCUGUUAUAAGCUACCCAUGUGAGUUCAUGGACAAAGGAUGAGGGCUGUGGCAAGAAAAUGAGCCCGGAGGAAGGCGUACUCCUAGCUCUAAAAAAUAAACAUAUAAAAGCAGUACGUGACUACAGCUCAGAAAUCACCGCAGCUGUUUAUGACACUGUUCAUUUGUAAAACACCCAACUGAACACUCUAAUCCCAUAUUUGGAUAAAAUCAAUUCUUGCAUACCAAUUGUACACCUGUACCAAUAUGAUGGAUCAGGCUGGUUCUUCAAAUUUGGCCCUGGAGGUCCACUGUCCUGUAGCGUUUAGCUCCAACCCUAAUCAAACACACCUGAACAAGCUAAGCAAGGUCUUCAGGAUGACAUUUCUCAAAAUGCAUGAAUAAAGUAGGCUUUUCCUCAGAUUUCUACUAGCCCUAGCUCUGUAAACAGUGGACUCUCAAAGUUUUUACAGCAGAUUGCUACUAUAGAACACUUAUUUCUGUGAAAAUUUCAGCUUCGUAUCUGGUCCCCAAGCAGAGAUAUUCAACCCGAAAGUGAGGGGAAUUUUUUUUUUUUAAUUGCACUUUCUUGUCCCCAUUAAAAAAAAGAGAGAGGGAGAAGUCUCAAAGCUGAAAUGUUCUUCAUGCACACUAUAUUUACCUAGGUACCCCCUAAAAAAAUUCAAACUGAGACUCAAACCCUUCCCAUUAUAAAUUGACUCUAAAUGUGGAACUGUGAGCAAUCUUAAGCAUUACAUUUGGACUUAAGUUCUAUGUCUAAGGAUCAAGAAUAUGCGAACUGUUCAUGUACCUUGUAAGGUGCUCUAGAGAUCAGUUAUUUAUCCAAGGAGCGGCAGUAGGACCAUCCUGAGCCGAGAUCCUGAGGUUUCCGAAACAGCUGUAUAAGCAAUAUUUGUUGUGUGCCAUGAAACAAAGAUGGCUGUCGUAGUUAAACUAGUGGUUUUGUAAAACGGUCAAGGAACCAACUUUGCAAUUAUUGAACCACUUGAGAUGGACUGACACUGGGGUUAAUAUUGAAUAAUAUAUAUUGUUUUGUAAUAUAUUUAUUUUGUAUAUAAAUAUACAAUUAAAUGUAUAACAAUCUUUAAAAAAAAAAGUCAGAAAUAAUUUUUAGUUGAUACCAGUGGCAUCUAACAAGCCCAGGAUCCCUGGUUCGACCCUGAGCUCGGGGCACUGUCUGUGCAGAUGUUCUCUCUGUGUCUGCAAGCAUUUCUCCUGGGUUCUCCAGUCCGCUCCCCCAAAACAUGCAGGUCCGUGUAUUGUUGACUCUAAAUAUUAUCCCUAGGUGUGAAUGUGUGUGAAUGAUGCCCUUUGUUGGACUGGAGUCCCAUUCAGGUUGAAUUUCCGCCUCACGCCCAGUAUUCCCAGGACCGGUGCCGGCUUCAGUACUAUCCUGACCAGGACCAUGUCAAGGAAUGACCCAGGUACAUUAGUCUCUUAGCUCAAAUACACAACUUUUCAAUUCCUUUAAUGUCAAGCAUUACAAGUUCAUGACAAUGCCCUAAUAUAACAA